Molecule: messenger RNA, 486 nt
Organism: Protopolystoma xenopodis
Lineage: Eukaryota; Metazoa; Platyhelminthes; Monogenea; Polystomatidea; Polystomatidae
Source: the annotation of a GenBank genome assembly
AUGGACCCAGAAUUUGAUGUCUAUUCGCCCCAGCUAAAUGACAAAAGGCCUAUGUUGUAUGAGAAAGUAUUCGUCUACUCGACUGGGCCGUCAAUGAUGGGACAGACUUGUAGGACUGAAUCUCCAUAUCUCUCACCCUUUGCAAUGAGGGUUCACAUACUCUUUGGGCUGUUUUUAUUUGCUCUCUCUUUCGCCUUAGGUCAUUGCUACCGACCUGGACAUGCCCCACCUCCUGUCCAUCGAUUGGUUGGCCCUUCUACUGCCCGAGCUGUCAACUCUGCUGGCUCCAGUCUAACUACCGGCCCAGUGAUGCAUCGAUCAACAGGCCGGUCUCCAGACCCAUUCUAUUGGUCGGUUGGCCAGCUAUUCGUGUUCUGGUCUCGUGUAUCCUGUAGGCGGUUUAAAAACUGGGCAUCGAUUGGCCUCAUUUUAAAGAAAAUUGCGUAUACAGGGAUCUGUUUUGACAACCAUCCUGGCCACGUUUAA